AUGUCUGCCAAAUGCAGUAAAAUCCGCCACAUUGUACGCCUCCGCCAGAUGCUACGCCGGUGGCGAAACAAAGCACGCAUGUCAUCAGCUAAUCGUGCGCCGUCGGAUGUCCCAGCGGGACACGUGGCAGUCUGCGUCGGAACAAACUACACCAGAUUUAUCAUGCGCGCGACGUACCUGAACCACCCCAUUUUCCAGAAGCUUCUCGUUCAAGCAGAAGAAGAAUACGGUUUCUCUAACCACGGACCUCUCACCAUCCCCUGCGAUGAAGAAUUCUUCGAAGAAGCUCUCCGGUUCAUUUCCCGGUCUAACAACGGAUCGAACCGGUUCGUUAAUCUCGAGUUUGAAGAUUUUCAACAACGCUGCCACGUCGGAAUUAGAACUACCGUGGAUUUUUGGCCUGAAUCUCGACCGCUCCUCCAUGGUCUUAGUGACAAAAAUAUUUGGUAG
This is a messenger RNA of Vicia faba (fava bean), 450 nucleotides long. NCBI's taxonomy places the organism in Eukaryota, Viridiplantae, Streptophyta, Magnoliopsida, Fabales, Fabaceae. The record is from the annotation of a GenBank genome assembly.